Molecule: messenger RNA, 4329 nt
Organism: Micropterus salmoides (largemouth bass)
Lineage: Eukaryota; Metazoa; Chordata; Actinopteri; Centrarchiformes; Centrarchidae
Product: zeta-sarcoglycan
Exons: 8
Coding region: 646-1611 (321 amino acids)
Biological process (GO): heart contraction; cardiac muscle tissue development
Cellular component (GO): sarcoglycan complex; sarcolemma
Source: RefSeq, a predicted model, not a curated record
UCCUUCUUCUUUCGGGGAGAGCUGACAUCUCUGGCGGUUUGCCGCAUGGAAGUCGCCCAGGCAAGGCAGAAUAUCAUCUGUCUGAUCCAGACUCCUUCUCUCCAGUUGCCGAGCACCGCACGAGCAGACACAACAUCAAACUCACAUUUAGUGGGAUUCAGCGGGAUAUAACGGCAUUUAUCCGCUGACCGACUGGCAGGAGAGUCUUCAUUCCUGCAGUGAGGGGGAUUUUUUCUUACUCAGAUGUAAGAACAACAUAAAAGGCGUACAGGAUCGUCAAGUGCGCAAAGCCGCAGCUUGAAACAUUACGCACGGCUAAUUCUGUUCUAUUUGUAUAUAUUUUCAAUUCCCUCACUCCCCUGCGCGGAGGAACCGGGGACCUGAGGUGGGGGGACUUCCACGGUAUGGAGUCCUGAUUUAACCAAGCGACCCACCGGGAGAAGUGAAAUUGAGAAAAUCCGUCGCCGUGGUGGAAUAUUAAUAACCUAAUCCUAACAAUAAUCCAGGGGAUGUUGCAGCAGAGUUUGGGACUCUAGAGAGCAUUCCAACUUUUUGGUCCCCGUUUUAAAUCUCUUUCCCUCUCAUCUUCUUCGCCUGUGGGACUUCUAUUUUCCUGACUGAUUUGCAGUACUUCACUACUCUAUCAUGGACCGGUCGACGGCUUUGGAUAUUGAAGCGCUCAAGAUGACCCAGGAACAGUAUAUCCUUGCGGCGCAGCCCAACCCGCUCCACCAGCGGGGGGCGUCGGUGUGUGGCACUCAGGUUUACCCAGCAGUGGGGAUCUACGGCUGGAGGAAGAGAUGUUUGUACUUCUUCAUCCUCCUCCUCCUCGUCACCAUGAUCGUCAACCUGGCACUGACCAUCUGGAUCCUCAAAGUCAUGAACUUCACUCCGGAUGGUAUGGGGAAUCUGCGGGUGACCAAGGAAGGUGUCAGAUUGGAGGGAGUGUCUGAAUUCCUAUUGCCUUUGUACGUCAAAGAGAUCCAGUCUCGAAGGGACAGUCCAUUGAUCCUCCAGUCAGACAGAAAUGUGACUGUCAAUGCUAGGAAUGAUCAGGGACAACUGACUGGUCAGCUAACCGUGGGUUCAGAGAUGGUAGAGGCUCAGUGUCAGAGGUUUGAGGUGAGGAGUACAGAUGGUGAGAAAGUUCUGUUCUCUGCAGAUGAAGAGGAGAUCAGCAUUGGCACUGAGAAACUUAGAGUCACAGGGAAUGAAGGAGUGGUGUUCAGCCAUUCUGUAGAGACAUCACAUGUGAGGGCAGAACCAUUCCAGGACUUAAAGCUGGAGUCCCCGACUCGUACCCUGACCCUGGAGGCCCCGAGAGGGGUGGAGGUCAAUGCUGGAGUGGGAGACUUCACAGCAUCCUGUAGGAAAGACCUCCUGUUGCAGUCCUCGGAAGGAGAGAUUUUUCUAGACGCCAACACCAUCAGGCUGGGCAGCAUUCCCCUCGGCAGUGCUGUGGACCCCCUGGAGGGGGCACCUGCAGGUACUACCUACACCAAACAGACUGUGUACGAGCUUUGUGCCUGCGCUAAUGGCAAGCUCUACCUGUCCCCGGCUGAGAAAGGCUCUACUUGCCAAACCACCAGUAACUUUUGUCUCUGGAGCUGAAAGUGGGAGGUUGACAGACAGUCAGGACAUAUGGACUAUUAGAGUUUGAAGCUAAUGCUAGCCAACGGACUGUAUCAUCGUGGAUGAUGGCUUGAUUAGAAGCUAAUAACAGCUAACAGACUGAAUCAACAUGGAUUGUAGCAUGGCGAGAAGUCCAUGUCCAAUAACCGAUCGAAAUAUAUGGAUUACAGCUUGGCAGGAAGCUAAUGCUUGCUAACAGACCAAAUCAACAUGGACUGUGGCUCGGUGUGAAGCUAAUGCCAGCUAAAGGACUGAAUCAACAUGAACUAGAGCUUGGUGAGAAGCUAUUGCCAGCUCACCGACCAAAUUAAUAUGGAUUGGUCAGUAGCUAAUGCUAGUCAAGAGGAUGGAUGACUUGGCAGGAAGCAAAAGCCAACAAGGUUAGCUGGUGGGUAUGCCAUGACCGCUCAUGGCCAUGAAUGGACAGUCUAACUCUGGGGCUCUCGUUAGCUGUUUGCACACAUUGACUGUAUAAAAAGAUGGACGACAUGAUAGCUCCCCAAAAGUAAAGCCAAAUCCUCUUCAUCACCCCCUGGUGGCUGGCUGCAGUAUAAGUCAAAACCCCGCCCAAAGAUGGUUUCUGUCAUUUUAGGUAGUUCUUGUCAUGCUGAUGUAUGUUCAAGUGUUAAUUUUUCUGAUAAUUCUGGUUUUAAUUAGUUAUUUUGUGCUAUAAAAAGGGGAUUUCACAUGAUGAUUGACAGCUGACCAUGCUCGUGAUUGAGUUAGCCGGGUGUAUGGGCGGGACCUCAAUACCGCAGCUCCUACCCCAAUCACUACUGCGCAGACUUUGCUUUCAAAUGACGUCACUAGCGCAAGAUGGCAGCGGCUGUAUCUGCGAUAUUUUGGCCUAAUUUUUGUACAGUGGGAGGAAGUGGAGACCCGUUGUCCAUCUUUAUAUAUAGUCUUUGGUUUGCCAUUCUUGAAUUGCUGCCACGACAGUCUCUGAAAAUCACAAGGAUUAUGUUUGGGGGUCUACUGAGAACAGCAAACUCUCUUACAAUGAAAGUGAUUUGUGUGUUCACUGUAUGACCAAAAUGUCCUGGAAAACAUGCUCCUGCCUUUGUUAGGUAAACAGAUAUUCUAAUGGACUGCAAACUUGCCAGCAGGGAUAUGGACAAAGAAAACACACUUGGCUAACAGACAUCAGUGUUGGAACUUGGUUUAGCCCUGCGGGUAGCUAACAAGUAAAUCAGACAAUGGUUUAGUCUAACGGGAAGCUAAGGCUAGCUAACGGACCAAUCUAUACCAGAAAGGCCUUCCCCCUACUCCCCUCAUAGUCUUUCAACCCAAACAUUGACCUGUGACCCUUCCGCAUUAAUCUACACGUGAUAGUGAAUAUGCUCUCUGACCCCACUUUUCAUAGGAUAACUAAUGCAAAUAAAUGUGCUUCAACUUUGCAUUAAACAACUUUUUUCCCCCAGCUUUUUUUUUACUUUUAUUUUCUUUUAGUUAUCUUUUCAUCAGAUCAGAUUGUAUACUGUUAAACUCUUGGUGUCCUAUUAUUUUCCCCUUUAACUUCUCUGUAAUCCUUAAUCUUUCCAUAUUUUGCUGCUGCUCUUAUAUUUUCUCUAUGCUUUAGUUAUGUUGGUCUGUCUGUGCAUUUACUUGCAUUGGACUGGUGAAGAAAACAUUAUUCUGUAUAUCAACUUUCUUCCACCGGCCUGGUUAAAGAAACAGAAAACAUCGUUCUGUCUGCUUUCUUAGAAUGGAAUAUUUUUUUUACUAACCAUCGCAGAUGUACCCGAUGCAGGGUUUCUCCUCCUCACAUUCUGUUCACACAACUUUUGGUUUCCACCCGGAAGUCAUUCAGUCAUAUGAUGAAAAAGAAGAGUAAAGUGAGUUAAGUCUCAAAUUAAGGCUCCUGGGUGGCAUAGCAGAUCAACCAUUUUACAGUGUGGGGCCAAACCUCUAGUCAGGAGUAUAUCUUCAUCCUUUUUUCCUGUCAGUCUUUUUUUCGCUCAUGUUGCAUGACCGUUCUGCUGUUGUUGCCAAGCCUCUUCUCAGUCAUGUCAGAAUGCUGUGUCAUUAGCUGUGUUUCCAUCAACGCUUUUUUAUGCACAUUUUGAAAUAUCACAUUAGAAAAAGUUGAUGGAAACGGCAAAGUUUGAAAGAAAUGCUUAAUUUCGCACAAAAAGUUUUUACGCUCACUUGAGGUGGUUUUUACCUUGGUCAAAAAAGAGUUAAUGCCCUAAAUGGGAGAUGGAAACACUUUUGGCGAAUAAGUUCUGACGUAGCAAACUUGGAACUCACGUCUGAAUAGCUUUUUCUGCUGUCUGCGUCUUGCUGAACAUUCCCAUAACUUGCAGAGACAGCGCUGGUAGCAGUGUGCCCGCUUGAAACACAUUCCUGAGGCCCUCUCUCCAUUUUUCUUAGAUCUAUGGCCAUAAGUUCCAUGCGGCUAGUUUCGUUUCUGGUUUGGAACACAUACAUCUUGUUUAUUACAGCCAUGUGUAACAUCAACUACUGAUGUAACUAUUGCCGUAGCCCGGGGCGAGUUCAAUCUCAAAACGUUUUGCACCGGUUUGCAAUGUUUUCGGAUUGAACGACAUGUUUCCUUGAAACGUUCCGCUACAGGCUUCAAGGUAUGUUUUCUCCUGUUUUGUGGGCGUGUCACAGGUGUUACCCAAUCAGCUGCGAUAAGUUUGUAAACACAAUGGUGUUAAAAAGGCAGGAAAAUGCAGUGCGCUUGAGUAUACA